Molecule: messenger RNA, 797 nt
Organism: Jatropha curcas
Lineage: Eukaryota; Viridiplantae; Streptophyta; Magnoliopsida; Malpighiales; Euphorbiaceae
Source: RefSeq, a predicted model, not a curated record
UUCAAAAGGUUUUCUCCAACGCCGUGGCUAUGUAGUCCUCAUCUCCAAACAGCUUUCCUGAGUCUUUUUAGGAAUUCUCUUAAUUUUGCCUAUACAAGACAUAUUUUCAAGGCUAAAGAUGGAGGAACACUUGCUUUGGACUGGCUAAUGUGCUCUGAUGUUGAAGGUGUUUCCGAUAAAAGUGAUUCCAUUCUUCAAGAUGAUAGAACCCCAAUUUUAAUAGUGAUUCCUGGCUUAACCCGCGACUCUGCUUCUGCUUAUAUAAAGCAUCUUGCUUUCACAAUGGCAAGGCAGGAUUGGAAUGUUGUCAUGAGCAAUCAUCGGGGACUGGGAGGCAUAUCAAUUACUUCUGAUUGCUUUUAUAAUGCUGGAUGGACAGAGGAUAUUCGGAGUAUCAUCGAUCAUAUCCAUUGUCAAUAUCCUGAAGCUCCUCUAUAUGCUGUUGGAACUAGCAUUGGUGCCAAUAUUCUGGUUAAAUAUCUUGGCGAGCAUGGGGUUAACAUUCCUCUUACUGGCGCUGCUGCUAUUUGCUCUCCAUGGGACCUUUUGAUAUGUGACAGGUUCAUCAACCGCAGGCUUGUGCAGAAAUUAUAUGAUAGAGUGCUAAGUGUGGGUCUAAAGGCAUAUGCACAGUUGCAUCAAUCUGUCUUGACUCGUCUAGUAGAUUGGAAUGGCAUUGAGCUGGGCGAAUGAGAACAUUAUCCUGGCCACCACAAAACAUGGAGGACACCUGGCUUAUUACGAGGGUAUAACUGUAAAUAGCUUGUGGCAAUUUACAGCUUCUCUCUCUUUCUCGU